AAUGGAAAACAAGAAAGCGUGAAAAUGUAGAAAGGGAAAUAAAGAAAGAAAGAGAUUCUCCAUUUCUCUUGUUUGCAAUUGCGACUUGUAAGUAUGGCCAUGUCUCCACUCCUCGAGGAUGAUACCACGUUGUUUGACGUGAACCUGGAUCGCACAAGCACCAGCGAAGGUGGUGGUUAUGAGCCAAUUCCUGCCUCCAAAACACAAUCCGAGAAACCACCCCCAUAUUCUAGAUUCACACAACAGGAGCUUCCUGCUUGCAAACCAAUCAUAACUCCGAAAUUAGUCAUUGCAGCAUUCACUUUUAUCGGUAUUGUCUUCUUUCCUAUCGGUAUAGCAGCCUUGUCUGCAUCAAACGAAGUGGUGGAGAUAGAGGAACGCUAUGACAGAGAAUGCAUUCCUCCCAUUUAUAGCAAUCGCAUUCUUCAUUAUAUCCAAAGUGUUGGAACAGACAAAACAUGUACCAGGAGAUUGACUGUUCCAAAGCACAUGAAGAGCCCUGUUUUCAUCUAUUAUCAGCUCACUGAUUUCUACCAGAACUACCGCAUAUAUAAAAGUAGUCGAAGUGAUUUGCAGCUGAAGAGCAAAGCAGAUGAGAGCAGUGAAUUAGAAAACUGUGGGCCAGUACAAAAGGUGGGCGACAAGCCAAUCGUUCCUUGUGGCCUUGUUGCAUGGAGUAUGUUUAACGACACGUAUAGUUUUUCUGUAAAAGGCAAGGCCUUGAUAGUCAACAAAAUGAACAUAGCAUGGGAAAGUGACAAGGAGGGUAGAUUUGGAUCUGAUGUGUAUCCAAAAAAUUCCCAGACUGGGGGUGUGAUUGGAGGUGCAACCCUGAAUUCGAGCAUACCUUUAAGUGAACAAGAGGACCUUAUAGUUUGGAUGCGGCCAGCAGCACUGCGGAAUUUUAGAAAACUUUAUGGAAGGAUAGAUGUUGACCUUGAAGCUAAUGAGGAAAUUAAAGUUGAAAUAAAGAACAAUUAUAACUCAUAUGGUUAUGGGGGCGAGAAGUUGCUAGUCCUUUCUACCACGAGUGCAUUUGGAGGGAAAAAUAAGUUCCUUGGCAUUGCAUAUCUAACUGUUGGUGGAUUUAGCUUUCUCUUCGCCAUAGUCUUCGCGAUUAUUCAUCGCUUCAAGCGAAGGGAUAUUGGGGAUACUACAUACUUGUCUUGGAACAGAUCUCCAGUAGGAUAUUAUAUAAAAUAAGAGCGUUUAUUAGGGCAUUAAAGCAUUCACUAAUUAGUCCAUCCAACCUCUCGGAAUAUCCCUGGAAUAGGCUUCAUUGCUUUAUCAGUCUUCUGCAUAUUUUGUGUGCAAGAGCUUCCACUGACAGAAGGAUUCAAGAUGGAUUUGCAAGCACCAUCAAGCUGGAUGGAAAUAUUUUCAUGGUCAAACAUAUUUUGCAAGUAUCAAAUUCUAUACCUUUUGGACCUGACACUGAGGGCCAUGCUCCAUAAUUAGAAGAUUUUUAUAAACUUCUGUUGUCAUCAUCUUUUUCCAGACAUUAGAAAUCGUUGAGUGAUUAUGC
Molecule: messenger RNA, 1525 nt
Organism: Populus euphratica (Euphrates poplar)
Lineage: Eukaryota; Viridiplantae; Streptophyta; Magnoliopsida; Malpighiales; Salicaceae
Product: ALA-interacting subunit 5-like
Exons: 8
Coding region: 94-1203 (369 amino acids)
Cellular component (GO): plasma membrane; endoplasmic reticulum; Golgi apparatus
Source: RefSeq, a predicted model, not a curated record